AUGGAACACCGAAAGAUUCCCAAGGAUCCCUCAGUUGCUAGGGUUUUUACCAUUGGCACGGGGCCCUCUGAGCAGUACAAUGCUCUCGUUCCCAGCGAUCCACUCAAGGACUGGGAGGAUUGGUAUCUCUGGUGCCCCCUGCCCAUGGGCUCCUACUACGCCGCAGACCUUCUCAAGAUGAUGCUUGUGGUGAUGGAUACAGAUUUGUGUGUCCUUGUGAACCAAAAGGUCAAUAAGAUGCCCCAGUACAACAGUGGCAUCUAUUGGAUCAUGGAUUUGACUAAGAGGGACUGGAGGGAUGGUCUCCCUGGGAUCAUGAACAGGGCUCGAUCUGAGAUCGAGGAGGUGCUGAAGAAGGAGCGGUUCCCCGCGGACGAGAAAGUUCGGAUCCAGGAAGAAGUGGAGGAUGGAUUUCAAGACUGGAUGCGUGAGAGAAGCCAAAAAGGCCUAUAUACUGGGCCGGGUAAUUCAUCUGCAUCGGAUUCGGAAUCAUCAGCUCCUCCGCUUCCUCGCCGUUCUAGUAAUAGGCCUUCCAGGGCUAUUCCAAUCAUUGAUCCCCGAACCGUUCAGAAAGACAGUUCUAAGGACGGUGAAAGCAGUGAAUCUGCGAAGGACUCUAAACCCGUUGCAGAGAGCAGCAAAGCGGCGUCUUCUAAAGCCGAUGGUAGCAGCGCUACCAAGGGACCUGAUAAGAAGACUGAAAAAGGUAGCUCUGCGAGCCAGCCGAAGGCUGCUCAGGGCGUCCCUCCACGACGUCCGUCUAAAGCUAUCCCCAUUGUGAAUCCUGCUGAUGUCCCUGACAAAGCUCCCCAAGCUUCUGCUCAUACUGCUGUCACUAGCACUCCUCGCCAUGCCUUGCCUCCGCGUCCCCCUCCUCCCAUCCGGGAUGCUUAUUCGGGUAACCCUCAUGGUGCGGCUCGAGUUGGCGUCGCGCCUGUGCCUCCUAACGCGGUCCAUAUCCCGCCUGUCACUAUUACUCCACCUCCUGGCCCUGGUACUGCCAGGCGCUUUCCAAUUGGUCCUCCCGCCGUCAACAUGGGUCCUCAACGCGGCCUCCAUCCGCCUCCUGCCCCCGGCAUUCCCCCCGGUGGCUUUCCAUAUGGUGCUUCUUCCCCCUUCAACAGGGCUAUGCCUCGAACCGCCAAUCCGUACCCCAAUCCUCCUAUCGUUACCCCCGGCGGACCAGUCCCGACUCCUCAUGGUAACUCUCACCUUCGCCAGAUGAGGCCCCCUGUCCACGGCCCUCCGUACGGCCCUCAGCGCACUCCCUUUCCAUGCCUUUCUCCCCGCACGCACUCCAUCGCUCCUCGUGUUAAUCAUAUGCCGCUUCGUUCUCGAGGGUACGUUCCAUCUCCCCUCGGUCAUGGUGCUCAUCGGGUAACGACUCCCCAGGGCCGUGGGGUUGAUAGGGCGAUUCCCGAGGGAACUCCUACCGGUCCUCGGAGCAACAUUCCUUCCCGAGCCCCAGGUACGACUGCCUCUCGCACUGAAACUCCGACUCCUCAGACGGAAGAGGGCGACAAGACUGAUCCCCAGGAAACUCCAACGGGUUCUCGAGACCAGAGUCACGAUAAUACUCCUCCUCCUGACGCUCCGACGGGUCCUCGAAACCCUGAUGCUCCGAUUAUUUACCCCGUGGUCCAGAAUUGCGGGUGUAAUACUGCGAGCUUGGGUGACUAUAUCGAUGCUUCGCAGGCAAAGGCAGAUGCUAAAAAAGCUCAUAAAUGUCAGAAGAAAGCCGAGAAGAAAGACGACAAGAACCCAGGAAGCUCGAAAGAAGAUGAGUGA
Aspergillus steynii IBT 23096 is the source of this 1788-nucleotide messenger RNA. RefSeq lists its product as uncharacterized. The transcript is spliced from 2 exons. The record is from RefSeq and is a predicted model, not a curated record. Lineage: Eukaryota; Fungi; Ascomycota; Eurotiomycetes; Eurotiales; Aspergillaceae. Bases 1 to 1788 code for a protein of 595 amino acids.